This is a messenger RNA of Balearica regulorum gibbericeps (East African grey crowned-crane), 1156 nucleotides long. The record is from RefSeq and is a predicted model, not a curated record. NCBI's taxonomy places the organism in Eukaryota, Metazoa, Chordata, Aves, Gruiformes, Gruidae.
GACACUGGUGUGGGCAAAUCAAGUAUUGUAUGGAGAUUUGUAGAAGAUAGCUUUGAUCCCAACAUCAACCCAACGAUAGGAGCCUCAUUUAUGACCAAGACUGUACAGUAUCAAAAUGAGCUGCAUAAAUUCCUAAUUUGGGAUACAGCUGGACAGGAGCGAUUUCGUGCUUUAGCCCCAAUGUAUUACAGAGGGUCAGCUGCAGCCAUUAUAGUGUAUGACAUCACAAAAGAGGAAACUUUCUCAACAUUAAAGAACUGGGUUAAAGAGCUUCGACAGCAUGGACCUCCAAACAUUGUUGUAGCUAUUGCAGGAAAUAAGUGUGAUCUUAAUGACGUAAGAGAAGUCAUGGAAAAAGAUGCUAAAGACUAUGCAGAUUCCAUUCAUGCAAUAUUUGUAGAGACAAGUGCGAAAAAUGCAAUAAACAUUAAUGAACUCUUCAUAGAAAUAAGUCGCAGAAUUCCAUCAACUGACACCAACCCCCCGUCUAGUGGUAAGGGCUUCAAACUUAGAAGACAGCCAUCGGUGACAAAGCGCAGCUGCUGUUGACUGAUCCCUUCAAAAAUCAGACUUGUUUAUACAGUAGGUGGUCUUGGAAGUUAAUAGUUCACGUUGGGUUUAUAUUAUCAGUCUUAGAUCUUUAUCUGCUGGUGUUCAUACACCCAAGGUCCCACAAAAAUGGACCAGUUCAUCUGACAUCUGUACACUCGCAGAAGAGACUGCAAUCGUAAUGUCAGCCUGUUUACUUAAAGAAAGUGUAGUAUCUCUUGCAUUCAAAGGGAAUCCAUCAUCACUUUUUUGGCCUUGCUUGAAAGGAAGGUGACUAUGUGGAUGGUAGAACUGAAAUGUUUAAUAGUUUUGUAAUCAAGAUUUUAGGGGGGGAUUGUAAAAAAGGGAAAUGAGCACUUUUGUGGGAUUUAGGGGUGGGAGAAGUCUGGAAGUUAGAUGUCGUUUCUUCCUUUUCUUCAGUGAGCCUUAUUUUAAAUUUAAUUGUAGCUAAUCCAAAGUACAAUGGGACAGUUGAUGUGAGGUGGCUACAGAAUAAGCAACUGAAGACAAAUAAUAGGCAAAUCAGUCCAUCCAGUCCCUAAAUCCCAUUUGCACUUUUUAUUUAAAGAUGAUAUGCGCCAAGGGUGGGGACACAAGCAACAGAUCU